Messenger RNA from Brassica napus (rape), 762 nucleotides. RefSeq lists its product as uncharacterized. The coding region runs from base 179 to 442 and encodes 87 amino acids. NCBI's taxonomy places the organism in Eukaryota, Viridiplantae, Streptophyta, Magnoliopsida, Brassicales, Brassicaceae. The transcript has 3 exons. The record is from RefSeq and is a predicted model, not a curated record.
CAUAAACUUGACCGUUUAUAAAUUGGAAACCAGCCUUCUCCCAUCUUCUCAUAUCAAAACCCAUUUCUCCUCUAAUUAUUUACCUUCUCCCCUAAACGAACAGAGAGCAAUAUUAACUAUCAUAUAUAGAAGAAAAAAACUAUCAUAUUGUAUAGAAUACUAAUCAAAACCAUAUAAUAUGGCGCCUUUCAGGAUCACGCCCCUACCUCUCAUCUUCCUCGUACUCAUUGUUUGUUCUUCAUCACUAGCUACAGUGGAAGGCUCUAUCCAGCUGGGAGGCCCAAAGAUGCAUGAGAGUUUCAUGCGUUACAAGAAUGGGGAGACGGAAGUGAACAAGAUCAUGAGCCACAGGAAGUUGAUGUUCCACUCGACUGCAGACUACGACGACGCAGGACCAAACCCUAAGCACGAUCCAAGAAGGAAGCCCGGAGGCAGGCCUUGAAUCAUUCAAGUCACGAUUCUCUCUCUCUCUCUCUCUCUCUCUCUCUCUCUAUAUAUAUAUAUAUAUAUAAAAACACAUGCAUGAACGGGUAUUUAUAUAUGAAUGUAUGUAAUCCUUCUAUUCUGACAUUUUGUUUGAGGAUGAGAUCAGUGUACAAUACCCUUCAGAAACGCGUUCGUGAAAGGAGAUUAGUAUACUAAAUUACUAAUUAAUUAUAUCAUCUUGUUCUAUUGACAUGCAUGUAUGUAUGUAGUAGCCCGUAAUUCUCUGUGUACUUCGUUAUAUCGGAUAUUAAAUAAAGAGCGUUAUAGCUGUUUUUA